UUUCCCUUCUUCCAUACCAUGCUCUUCCACUCUCACUCUCACUUCUUCUACCUCAAUGGACAGAAGCCAAUCUCACAGGCAACUUGCUGCCAUGAAACAAUCCCUCUUUGAUCAGGGAUAUCUCGAUGAACAAUUCAUCCAACUGGAGGAACUGCAGGAUGAUGCUAACCCUAACUUUGCAGAAGAGAUUGUGACUCUUUACUUCCGUGACUCAUCCAGAUUCAUUUCAAACCUCCAGCAAGCAAUGGAGAAGAAUCCACUGGAUUUCGACAAGCUUGAUAGCAUCAUGCAUCAGUUCAAAGGAAGCAGCUCCAGCAUUGGAGCACAAAAAGUAAAAGCAGAGUGUACCCUGUUUAGGGAAUAUUGCAAAGCAGAAAAUGCAGAAGGAUGCAUGAGGAGCUUUCAACAACUGAAGAAAGAACAUGCUGUACUGAGAAAGAAACUUGAAGCUUACUUUCAGCUUGCCAAGUAAUCCGGACUGGGACCUAGGAGACAGCAUGUAGCCUCAAUUGAAGACAGAGAAUCAAUAAAUAUGCUUAAUAUUAUUAUGAGGCCGAUGUAAUUGGUGGAUUUUAUAGCUUCAAACACAUAUUCACCGUUGUAAUAUAUGGAAAAAAGGAAUAAUAGUGGGUUUUAGAUAUUUUGCUUCCAUAAA
Messenger RNA from Prosopis cineraria, 655 nucleotides. RefSeq names its product histidine-containing phosphotransfer protein 4-like. The transcript has 6 exons. The record is from RefSeq and is a predicted model, not a curated record. Gene Ontology annotation, molecular function: histidine phosphotransfer kinase activity; protein histidine kinase binding. Gene Ontology annotation, cellular component: cytoplasm; nucleus. Gene Ontology annotation, biological process: phosphorylation; phosphorelay signal transduction system; cytokinin-activated signaling pathway. NCBI's taxonomy places the organism in Eukaryota, Viridiplantae, Streptophyta, Magnoliopsida, Fabales, Fabaceae. Bases 56 to 472 code for a protein of 138 amino acids.